UAAAGUUCCUCAAAUUCUAAAUUAGGUUAUGUUUACUUUGGAUACAAUUUUACUUAAUUUUCCUAAAAUUAUUUAGCCAUGAUUCUCAACUCGUCCGAAAAAACAAAACGAUUUUAAAGUUAGAGUGCAACUUUUGUUAUCAAAGUGGCGUGCAUAACUAUGCAGGCAAUCACGAUCUAUUUUGAGAAUAAAAUAUUUCAAAUGGAUUGCGGCCAAAGGUUAAAUUCUGAAUGAAUUUGGUAUGACUUAUUAGUCUAUUUGGUAGAGGGUGACCCUCUGUAGUGAUAAGUAUUUGAUAUGGAUGGAUUUAAGCACAGAGCUGGAGAAAAAAUUGAUGCACUUCACGAUGCUGCAGUAGUUGCCGCUUCAAACAGUAAAGUUCGUUUGGAAAGUGUUUAUCAGCAAACAACAGAUGCUAUACUGAAGAUUCGUGAACUCUUUAACGAGAUCUGGCAUCAUGAGUUAGUAACAGAGGGUCGAGCUAGGGCUGUGGACUGGGGUCGUGAAGCAGCCAAGCGCAUACGAGAAGGGGCUCUACCCUUAUCACCCGCUGUGCUGUAUCAGGAGCUGGUCACUUUAUUAAAAGAUAGAGUAUGGCGUCGCAGCAUGAUAAUAUUUGCAUGUGGAGCAGUUCUCGGUGGCAGCACGGGGCUGGUGAUAGGGCUUCGCACUGCGACCCGAGGCCCUAGUGGGCCCCACGCUAGGGCCCUACAGACACAAGCAGACCAGAGUGUUAUACUUGUCGAGGAUGCUGUUUCCCAUGGUGCGGGUCCGAGCGAAGUCCUAGUCAGAGUGCAGGCCUUUUCGGUGUCAACGAUAGACCGCAGCGUACUGAGGGGUAGGGCUUCGGCCCUCCGGUCUCUCGUUACUCGCUCGCAUGUCACUGUCGGGAGAGGCUUCGCUGGCGUAGUUUUAGACGUCGGCCAAGGCGUAACAGAAUUCGAAAUGGGUGACGAAGUUUGGGGAUGUCUUAGCGAAUGGAGUGGAGGGGCUGCUACCGAACUACUGGCUGUGAGAAGUUCGCGUAUAAGCAAGCGUCCGCGUACGUUGGGCGCGGACUCGGCGGCGUCCCUCCCUUGGGCGGGGUCCCUCGCUCUCAUCGCUCUCGACGCCUUGCGAAUCACUCCCGACUCUUGCAAGGGCAAGCGCGUGCUCGUGGCGGGUGCGGCGAGCGGCGAAGGCUGUGCCCUGAUCCAGCUGCUGGGGUGCUGGGGAGCUCGGACCUCUGCCGCUGCCCCCAGGCAUUCCAGGGACACUCUGAGGAACUUAGGUGCCCAAGACUUCAUGGAGCUGGAAGGCCAGAACGAGCACUCGGCCGCCUCUUGGCUGGUGGUGGAACAGCACGCGAGUCGCACCGGGCCGUGGGACGCUUGCAUCGCUUGCGCCGGGGCGCCGCCCAACCGCCCGCCCUACAACACUUUGCUCAAAGCCACCGCACCCCGAAGAGCGGCGUUGGAGCUUCGCCCUGGGGCUCUGGUGACGGAUCGGCUGCCUUCUCCCCUCUGGGCGGUCUUCACCGUCUCCUUCUAUUCUCUUCGCGUGCUCAGGUGGUUGACGGGCCACGGCUGGCAUUGUGACUGGUUCGAGUCCCGGCAUCGGUUGAGCGACGGACUCGACACCCUGCGCCACCUGGUGGAGGGGGGACAACUGUCGCCCGUUCUCGACAAAGUUUAUUUCCCUCAAGAUUUUGAAGCAGCGCUUGCGCACGCUUGUAGCGACAAAGCGGUCGGCACCACUGUUAUAAGAUUUCCCUGAGACCUAAUGUGAUAUGCACAAAUGUAUUGUCAAAGAAAUGUAUAUUUAUAUGAAAUUAUAUACUUUUAAACGAGGCUCAAAGAAUUGCACAAUUUGUGCUUUUACUUCGUAUUAAUAAAUCAUCAUUUCAUAUUUAUAAAAAAAAUAAUAUUAACUUGUAAAUUCAUUAUUUUACAGAUUUUUUUUUAUAUUUUGUUCUGAAGUAGCGAAUUUAUAAUAAAUCAUACCAGUGCCAUCUAUUCGAUAAAAAACAUAACUUUUCCGGGAUUAUAAAAUAAAAAGUGGUUCUUUAUUUAACCAACUGCGAAAAGUUACGAGUUAACGUAAUGUGUUCAUAAUAUUGUAUUAUUUAUAAUUAUCUUAGAAAUAUGGGAAUGAGAUGUGAUGUGAUUUUCUAUACAUUUAUUAAGUCGGUAUUCCCAAAGAUCGAUACCUAAAACCUAGCACAAUAAUAUAUCUAGUAUAAACGUUAUUCCUACAACAAACAAUAAUAUACAAGUAUUAUAGGAAUCGCAAUUGGGUCUAUAGCUGACUGUUAUGUCUUUAUCACUCUCAUGGUACUAGAAUAAAUAAAUGCGACAAAACAUUCUCGAUGUUUUAUGUACUAAAUGUCCAUUUUCGGUUCCUGAAUAUAUUUUUGUAAAAGGUUUAAAAAAUAAGACUGCGAAAUAGUAAACUGAUUAUGUAGAAAUAAGAAUUGUAAAAAUUCAUUUCAAAUGUCAAUAU
Pieris napi is the source of this 2481-nucleotide messenger RNA. Its product is annotated as reticulon-4-interacting protein 1, mitochondrial-like. The transcript has 12 exons. Gene Ontology annotation, cellular component: mitochondrion. The record is from RefSeq and is a predicted model, not a curated record. The coding region runs from base 298 to 1755 and encodes 485 amino acids. Gene Ontology annotation, molecular function: oxidoreductase activity. NCBI's taxonomy places the organism in Eukaryota, Metazoa, Arthropoda, Insecta, Lepidoptera, Pieridae.